AUGGCUCAAAAUAACCAGAACUUACUGAAGCUGACAAUUGUUGGAACAGGUGGUGUAGGCAAGAGCGCACUCACCCUACACUUUAUGUACGAUGAGUUCGUAGAAGACUACGAGCCGACUAAGGCCGAUUCCUAUCGCAAGCGAAUAACCUUUGGCAACGAGGAAGUUGACCUUCACAUCCUCGACACAGCUGGUCAGGAGGAGUACAUGGGCAUUCGAGAUGCCUACUAUAGGAGCAGCGAAGGCUUCAUGCUGGUCUUCGAUAUCACAGAAGCGGCCAGUUUCAAUCUUCUCUCAGGCUUCUUGUAA
Messenger RNA from Dibothriocephalus latus, 309 nucleotides. The record is from the annotation of a GenBank genome assembly. Lineage: Eukaryota; Metazoa; Platyhelminthes; Cestoda; Diphyllobothriidea; Diphyllobothriidae.